CGCCCGCAGCUCCUGCGCUCGGUCCGGUCCCCGCGUGCCGACCCCGCACCUCCACCCAGGCUCCCUCAGUCUCCUGCCCAGCCAGCGCCUCCGGCAUGUGCGCUGCCCACAUGACGCCCCUGGCGCACAUCUUCAAAGGGACUUUCGUCCAUUCCACCUGGACCUCUCCCAUGGAGGUGCUGCACGACCACAUCCUCGGCGUGAGCGAAGCUGGCAAAAUAGUGUUUUUGGAACAUGCAUCCCAGCAAGAAAAACUGGCAACAGAAUGGGGCUUCACACCAAUUGAAGUGAAAGAACUCAAUAUCCAUGAAUUCUUCAUUCCUGGACUGGUCGAUACACACAUCCAUGCACCACAAUAUGUAUUUGCUGGAAGUAAUGUGGAUCUCCCCCUCCUGGAGUGGUUAACAAAGUACACAUUUCCAACAGAAAACAAAUUCAGCAAUAAAGAUGUUGCUGAAGAAGUCUAUACCCGAGUGGUUAGGAGAACUUUAAAGAAUGGUACAACCACAGCAUGCUACUUUGGAACAAUCCACACUGAUGCAUCCCUCCGCCUUGCUGAUAUUACAGAUAAAUUUGGGCAGCGAGCAUUUGUGGGCAAAGUUUGCAUGGAUAUGAAUGACACUGUUCCAGAGUACAAGGAAACCACUGAGGAGUCAGUUAAAGAGACGGAAAGGUUUGUUGAAGAAGUGCUAAAAAAGGAAUAUACUAGGGUGAAGCCCAUAGUGACUCCACGUUUUGUCCUUUCCUGCUCUGAGACUUUGUUACAUAAACUUGGUGACAUAGCCAAGGACCACAAACUGCAUAUUCAGAGCCACAUAAGUGAGAAUCCUGAUGAAGUUGAAGCUGUAAAAACGCAAUUUCCUAAUUAUAAGAAUUACACAGAUGUAUAUGACAAAAACAGUCUCCUGACAGACAAGACUGUGAUGGCUCAUGGCUGCUACCUCUCUGAUGAAGAGCUCCAAGUAUUUCAACAGCGAGGAGCUUCAAUCUCCCAUUGUCCCAAUUCAAACUUCUCGCUCUCCAGUGGAUUACUAAAUGUGUUGAAUGUCCUGAAACAUAAGGUGAAGCUUGGACUAGGCACAGAUGUUGCUGGUGGUUAUUCAUCUUCCAUGCUUGAUGCUAUCAGAAAAACAAUCAUGGUAGCCAACAUCCUUUACAUGAAAAAAGCAAAUGAGAAAAGCCUCACUCUGAAAGAAGUGUUCAGACUAGCAACUCUUGGAGGAAGCCAAGCCUUGGGACUAGAUGACGUGAUUGGAAACUUUGAAGUCGGCAAGGAAUUUGAUGCCCUCCUGAUCAACCCUAAGGCUUCAGACUCUCCCAUCGAUGUCUUCUGUGGUGAUCUGCCUGGUGAGCUUUCAGAGGCUGUUAUCCAGAAGUUCUUCUAUCUAGGAGAUGAUCGAAAUAUUGACGAAGUGUAUGUGGGCGGCAAGCAAGUGGUUCCAUUUUCAAGCUCCGUGUAGGUCCACGAGGCUUCUGAAGACAUUCUCCUGGGAUAACUGAUGAUUCUGCAUCUCUCUGUUCAGCCCAGGCGGAGUUGGAAAGUGUUGGUUAAAAUAUAGUACCUUCUUCUUGGGAAUGACUAUUAAGUUUCUGUGUCUAAUUAGAGCCUCCACUUGAGAAAUUACUAGAGGGAAGCCAGGGAUCAUUUUAGGUUCCUGGGUUGGGUGGCUUUCAUAUAUGUGAAAAAUUUACCCUUUGAGCUGUUGAGAUUUUUUUUGGCCAUAUUCAAAGAUAAACUUUACUUUAUUAAUUUGAAACGUCAAAUCAAUUCCAUGGUAAGAAAGACAAAGUUGCUUUUCUUAUAAAAAUGAAUCUUGAGCACACAUGUGAAAAUUUUCAACUACAAAGUUGAAAAUUGCCUAGUGGGGAAAUCUUAAUGAAGAAAGAAGUCUUUAAAAAGUGUGUGAAAAGAAAUGUUGAAGAUCACUUAAAGUAAUUCAUGUUUGAAAAUUACAUGUCAAGCAUACAAAUUUUAAGAGAGACGUUGCAGAAUUUCAGAAUGUGAUUUCAGAGUAGGUCUGUGGGCUUGGAAAUUUGCACUUACUGAAAUUUGCACUUCAUAGAAAUUUUGCUAUUGUUCUUUGGCUUUGUUUUGGAUGAAACUUAGGAAACAAAAUGUUAAAUGCUACAUUAAGAUAGUUUUUGCUUGUAAAUGUGUGUUGAAAGCUGGAAAAUGGCUUUUUAAAGGUCUCUUAGGACUAUUAUUAAUGCACUUACAUGGCACAAGUAGGAGUAUUUUUAAGUACCCUGAAACACCUUAAAUUAUAACCAUGCAGUGUCGUUAUCUAUCAAAAUUAUACUGUUGGAAAGAAAAUGGAAACAGAUUGUUUGAAGUAGUGUUAUCCGCAAGACUACAGAUUGGAAAUUGCAGAGACAGAGAAGACCAGUGGGCAUCACCAAAUCUAUAUCAUUUCAUACAAAUAUGAAAACUGUUAUUGAUCAAAGCCUUACCUGGGAAAGGUUCCAUUUAUUAAAGACAAGCUCUAUCCACACUAUCAGUCACAAUUGCUGAUUUUCAAAUGCUGAUACCAAGUAAUAGCUGGCAUUUUGAAAUACACCUCAAGUGUUCUUUUAAUGGGUAUCAUUAAAAAAGACCCUCUCUCUCCCUUAAAAGCAGACAAUCCUUUGUCUAUUGAAAAUACUUUACUCCCAUUUAUUUUAAUAAAUUUUCAAUCCAACACUAUUUAGGUAUGAAUAAAUAACUUAGAUACUAUCUUAAAAUUCAUCUUAAUUGGAUUUAUUCCAUAUUGAGGGCUGGUUUUUUGUUUUUGUGUUUUUGCCUUUCUUUGUAUCCCCAAUGCUUAACAGUGCCUGGCACAUGGAGAACGCUUAAUAAAUGCUUGUUGACUGGUUGACUAAUUAAUGUUUCAUAUUUAGAAGGAUACAAAAGCUUUAAGAGCACCUUUGCCAUAUCCUAGAAUUGGAAACAAUUUUUGCCUCUGUAAUAAAUCUUUGAAUAUUA
Molecule: messenger RNA, 2962 nt
Organism: Vombatus ursinus (common wombat)
Lineage: Eukaryota; Metazoa; Chordata; Mammalia; Diprotodontia; Vombatidae
Gene: GDA
Product: guanine deaminase
Exons: 14
Coding region: 96-1460 (454 amino acids)
Biological process (GO): guanine catabolic process
Cellular component (GO): cytosol
Molecular function (GO): guanine deaminase activity; zinc ion binding
Source: RefSeq, a predicted model, not a curated record